GACGUGGCCGGGAUACGUCUUAACGCCGUGUUUCAACGGACCGGGGCGAUUCAAACGAGGCAAACCGGCUUUGUUCAGACACUCGUGGAAUUUCGAUAGAUGCUCGAACAAGUCUCUCUGACACUCUGAUAUCACCACUUUCUAACAAUGUCUGGGAAAAUCAAGAGCCGAAGUGCCGCGAACGCAGACUCGAUAUCUGGCGGUGUGUCCUGCGAUGAGCGCAUCUUGCGGGACUGUCACCAACUGUACACGGAUCCCGACAGUGGGUUGAUUACAGUGGCCGAGUCUGUUGGUGUGAAGUUGCUGCCGCCCAGGAAAAAGAUCACCGUGAUGCUGAUGGGCAACCACUCUGCUGGGAAAAGCUCCUUCAUUAACUGGUAUGUGGAGGAGCACAUCCAGCGCACUGGAGUGGCUAUUGAGACCCAAGGCUUCAGCUUUGUUACAAAUGGACGCAAGAGAGAGUCUCUCACAGGAAAUGCCACCCUUCAUCUAUACCCACACUUCAAGCCUCUACAAGAGUUCAAAGGUGUUUCAGAGUACCUGAGCACAGAGAUCUGUACGUCACGUCAGAAACGGUUCAGCCUGGUGACAUUUGUGGAUUCGCCAGGCUUGGUGGACGGUGAUAUGAAAUAUCCCUUUGACGUAGACGAGGUUAUCCUGUGGCUGGGUGAUCUCUGCGACCUGAUUCUGGUCUUCUUUGACCCCAUGGGUCAGGCUCUGUGCAAGCGCACCCUGAACAUUGUGGAGAGUCUGAAUGAGAAACACGGGGACCGCCUGCGUUUUUACCUGAGCAAGGCUGACGAGGCUGGGGGAGAGUCAGACAGACAGAGAGUAAUGAUGCAGAUUGUCCAGGAGCUCUGCAAGCGACCAGGACUCAACAAGUGUGGUUUUGACAUGCCCACCAUCUAUAUCCCCAAUCCAAACAAGCCAAGUCGCUGUGUCAACCAGAUUGAGGAGGUGUGUCGCACCAUCGAGAAAACUAUUAACCAAACAGUGCAGAAUACCCUCAACUCUCUGGAGAAGGACUGUGAGCUCAUUAGUGAGGCCAUCACUGAUACACUCAUUAACGACAGGCAGACCAGUGUAGAGAACCGACGAGCGCGCUGCAAGAGCUGCUUCCUGACUCUGCUGGGCUUCAGCGUCCCGAUGGCUCUGAUGGCUUUACUGGUGCUGGGCGCUCUGUCCAAGGAGCUGCUGGAGGUGGCUCUGGGCGACCAGGGCACAGAGGCGCUGUCACUCUACUUGACUCCCGUAGUGAGAAUGUUUGACUCCCUCUCUGUGGAGCAGCAGCUCUACAGCUGUGGUGGACUGGUCCUUCUCUCCUUCCUCCUGCUCAUCAUUGCACGCUUCUUCUUCAGGACCCGACCGACUCUGUCGGGCAAACAGAAGAGGCAGCUGCAGGAGAAGCUGGAGUAUGUUCAGGAGGUGGUCAAGACCAAAAAGAAAAAGCUCUAUGAAGAAUACCUUCGCCAGAGUGUCAGCGAUCAUGACAUGGACCUGUAAUGAAAAAUGAGAAGUACACAAAAGACUCAGCAUCGACACAGUGAAGUAGGACCAAAUGAAAUUAAAGCUUGUCCAAGGUCUCACAGCACUCAUACUCUUGUAGAAACCCAUCUAAGAUUUGGUGCUUUGAAUACUGUACAGUCUGUUUAACUAAUGAUGUUACCUGUGUAAAAACUGUUUAAACACACUACCUGCAGAUUACUAUGGUUCAGUCUCAUGACAAAUGAGCUUUUGUUACUUAUUACUUACUUAUAGUGAGCAUUUAUAAACAUGUCUUCUGUGCCUCUGCUCCAUUCAAAGGAAUUCAGGCUUAUACCACUUUAAGAUAUUUAAAAAAUUGCAAACUAUUUAUAAUAUUACUUUAUCAGAGAAACUGUAUUUUGGUUAAACAACAUGUAGCACGGGUUUACGCAAGUCACUUUGUACAUGUUACGGUUUUUCAAGACAGAAUUUUAUACAGAACUUUUCCUUCUUCGCAUCAUGAAUUUACAGUUACAUUUACAAAUCUGUAUCAUGAUGUCUGUUAUGUGGUCAAUUGUCCAUACAAUUCCUGUUUCUGAAGUACAUGACGAUUGAAAGCCAGCAAUCAUACAAUUUAUCAGUGACCAAUUCAACUUUUUGUAUUUUCCUGUUCUGCAUUGUGACUCUUUUAAUUACAAGUGAUUAAUAAAAAAACUAUGUUCAAUAUA
Molecule: messenger RNA, 2192 nt
Organism: Toxotes jaculatrix (banded archerfish)
Lineage: Eukaryota; Metazoa; Chordata; Actinopteri; Toxotidae
Exons: 12
Coding region: 148-1503 (451 amino acids)
Molecular function (GO): GTPase activity
Source: RefSeq, a predicted model, not a curated record